UGCGCUUACGUACCGCUUAUCCAUCUUGGCCGGCUUGCUUCUCUUGCUGAAAAGAGCAAGAGCACGUUGUGUGGGUAAAAGUAACGACACGUACCUUAAAGGGGCGAAGAAGGUGUGGAGUGGCAUUCCGGUUCUCGUCUGUCUGUAUCCAGCAGUAUAACACUUAAAUGCAGAAGUAAUUAACCACUUGGAAAGUAUGGCAGACAAAUUGACAAGAAUUGCCAUUGUGAAUCAUGAUAAAUGUAAGCCCAAAAAGUGCAGACAGGAAUGCAAGAAGAGCUGUCCUGUAGUACGAAUGGGAAAAUUAUGUAUAGAAGUUACACCACAGAGCAAGAUCGCAUGGAUUUCAGAAACCCUUUGCAUUGGUUGUGGUAUUUGCGUUAAGAAAUGUCCAUUUGGAGCUUUAUCUAUUGUUAAUCUUCCUAGUAAUUUGGAGAAAGAAACAACCCACAGAUACUGUGCUAAUGCCUUCAAGCUUCACAGGUUGCCUAUCCCUCGCCCUGGUGAGGUUUUGGGACUGGUUGGGACAAAUGGUAUUGGUAAAUCAACUGCUCUGAAGAUUCUUGCAGGCAAACAGAAGCCUAACCUUGGAAAAUAUGAUGACCCUCCUGACUGGCAGGAAAUUCUGACUUACUUCAGAGGUUCUGAGCUUCAGAAUUACUUUACAAAGAUCUUGGAAGAUGAUUUGAAGGCCAUCAUCAAACCUCAGUAUGUGGAUCAGAUCCCUAAAGCAGCCAAGGGGCCUAAAGGUCCAUUGAAUUAUCUAUAUUCUAACACAUCUUAUUUAAUAACAUUAUAUUUUUUUGUAGAUUUAACUCACCUUAAAGGCAGAAAUGUUGAGGACCUUUCUGGAGGGGAACUUCAACGAUUUGCCUGUGCAGUUGUGUGCAUUCAAAAGGCAGAUAUUUUCGUUUUCGACCAACCCGCUGAUUAUUCUGAUUCCAAGAAAAGGCUCAGGGCGGCAAGAGCCUUGGCCAAUAUUCUGAAUCCCAGGGGUGACAGGUACAUUAUUGUGGUAGAGCAUGAUUUGAGUGUCCUUGACUACCUUUCUGAUUUCAUUUGCUGCUUAUAUGGUGUGCCAAGUGCAUAUGGUGUUGUUACAAUGCCCUUCAGUGUUCGAGAAGGUAUAAACAUCUUCUUGGAUGGCUAUGUACCAACAGAAAACUUGAGAUUUCGUGAAACAUCUCUUGUUUUCAAGGUGGCAGAAACUGCAAAUGAGGAAGAAAUCAAGAAAAUGUGUCGAUACCAGUAUCCAAGGAUGAAAAAGAAAAUGGGAGAGUUUGAACUGGAAAUCAUUGGUGGAGAGUUCACAGAUUCUGAAAUCAUGGUGAUGCUUGGAGAGAAUGGCACAGGAAAAACAACUUUUAUCAGAAUGCUGGCUGGAAGGCUUAAACCUGAUGAAGGAGGUGAGGUGCCAAUUCUGAAUGUCAGUUACAAACCACAGAAAAUCAGUCCCAAGUCUACAGGAAGUGUACGCCAGCUGCUUCAUGAAAAAAUCCGCGAUGCCUAUACACAUCCACAGUUUGUGACUGAUGUGAUGAAGCCUUUACAGAUUGAGAGCAUUAUUGAUCAGGAGGUGCAGACGUUGUCUGGUGGUGAGUUGCAGCGUGUUGCCCUGGUACUUUGUCUGGGCAAACCUGCUGAUGUCUAUCUUAUUGACGAGCCAUCAGCUUAUCUAGACUCUGAGCAGCGUUUAAUGGCUGCAAGAGUGAUCAAACGUUUUAUCCUCCAUGCCAAAAAGACGGCCUUUAUUGUGGAACACGAUUUUAUCAUGGCGACUUACCUCUCAGAUCGUGUAAUUGUAUUUGAUGGCAUUCCGUCUAAGAGCACUCUUGCCAACAGCCCUCAGACAUUGUUGGCAGGAAUGAAUAAGUUCUUGUCACAACUUGAAAUUACCUUUAGAAGAGAUCCAAACAAUUACAGGCCAAGAAUAAACAAACUCAACUCAAUCAAGGAUGUGGAACAGAAAAAGAGUGGAAACUACUUUUUCCUAGAUGAUUGAAAUACUUCAAGUGGAAAGAAGAAAAUCUCAUUGUCACAAAGUCCAUUCAUAACCAUUUAUUAUGCAUUCUUGGAAUAAAAGUAGCACAUUCAAGGACUUGUUUUGGACAUAACUAAAUUCAAAACAUUGUUAACAUGAUGAUGUACUUCUGAAAUGUGUACAUUUUUUUAACAAAAAAAAAACAACUGUCCUUUAAGCCUCAAGUAUUGGAACUCUUUCUAUGACUGUCAUAGUCAUAUCUUUAAUAAAUUUUGCCCAAGUUAUUCUGUGCGAUACAGACAGGCAGCAUGUACUUCAUGUUUUUGAAGUAUUUCAGAUUUUACUUGCUUUUUUAUUUAUACUCUGUGUACACACACGUCAGAAACGAUUUAUGGAGGAAUAAAUAAAAAUGCUUUGUCCCUA
Messenger RNA from Protopterus annectens (West African lungfish), 2404 nucleotides. RefSeq names its product ATP binding cassette subfamily E member 1 (gene ABCE1). Gene Ontology annotation, biological process: translational termination; translational initiation; ribosomal subunit export from nucleus. Gene Ontology annotation, molecular function: ribosomal small subunit binding; iron ion binding; ATP binding. NCBI's taxonomy places the organism in Eukaryota, Metazoa, Chordata, Ceratodontiformes, Protopteridae. The record is from RefSeq and is a predicted model, not a curated record. The transcript has 21 exons. Bases 197 to 2002 code for a protein of 601 amino acids.